This is a messenger RNA of Knipowitschia caucasica, 660 nucleotides long. The record is from the annotation of a GenBank genome assembly. Lineage: Eukaryota; Metazoa; Chordata; Actinopteri; Gobiiformes; Gobiidae.
AUGAUUUCAGAAAAGCUCUGUGAGCUUCUUAAGUGCCGCACUCCUGUGGGAUCCUGGUGCCAGGUUGUGAAAGACAAAGGUGCACUUGUGCCAAAGUGUAUCUGUCCAAAGACUUGUUCAAGGCAGAGGGCGCCAGUGUGCAGUGUGGUGGGUAAAACAUACAUGAAUGAGUGUUUUCUGCACAAAGAGGCAUGCAGAAAGAGACGGCGCACGGGACUGGCUCACACUGGACCAUGCAUGAUCCCCAGUGAUAAUUGCACCCAGGAGGAGCUAGGCCAGUUUCCAUACCGCCUCUUGGACUGGUUUCUGCUGCUCAGUCGAAUGGGAGAGUCGUACGCACCUGACGCUCCAACACAGAGCUGUCUCAGUCAUGCGCAGAGGAUACAGCUGGCACAGCAAAGAUUUGCUUUACUGGAUAGGAACAGAGACGGAAAGUUGAGCCGCAGAGACCUGAGGAAGCUGCAUUACAAAAGGAUGCCUCUGGAGCACUGCGCUACUUCUUUCUUUCAAUCAUGUGACACAGACAGGAACAGGAAGGUGACCCAGAGAGAAUGGACCACAUGUCUGGUGGACAAUUCUGAAGCCUGGUUUUACCACUUCAUGUCAAUCAGAAUGGGUUCUCACAAGAUGUGUUCAACGCGCACUGAUGACGACCUUUAA